UUCAUGGAGGCUCGCGGAUACAACGCUCUAUGUAACACUAGAACCGUGCCCAAUGUGUGCGGGAGCAAUACUUCAAGCAAGGGUGAACACUCUUGUGUGGGGUGCUCCUAAUAAGCUUCUCGGAGCAGAUGGCAGCUGGAUCAGGCUUUUCCCUGGAGGCGAAGAAAAUGGAUCAGAGAAUUCAGAAAAGCCACCGCCUCCAGUUCAUCCAUUCCAUCCUAAGAUGACAAUCCGGCGCGGAGUUCUCGAAUCAGAAUGUGCUCAGACAAUGCAGCAGUUUUUCCA
This is a messenger RNA of Camelina sativa (false flax), 285 nucleotides long. Lineage: Eukaryota; Viridiplantae; Streptophyta; Magnoliopsida; Brassicales; Brassicaceae. The record is from RefSeq and is a predicted model, not a curated record.